Nerophis lumbriciformis (worm pipefish) is the source of this 2636-nucleotide messenger RNA. Its product is annotated as WD repeat-containing protein 26-like. Gene Ontology annotation, biological process: proteasome-mediated ubiquitin-dependent protein catabolic process. Gene Ontology annotation, cellular component: GID complex. Gene Ontology annotation, molecular function: protein binding. Lineage: Eukaryota; Metazoa; Chordata; Actinopteri; Syngnathiformes; Syngnathidae. The record is from RefSeq and is a predicted model, not a curated record.
CGUCACUGCGUAAGUCGCGAGCAGGACUGCGGCUGCCUGACAGCAACAAAAACAACAAUAACAACAAUAAGAAGAUUCCAGGCGCGACGUGACAGCGACAGUAAACAACAUGUUGUUGUUUACAUAACUCAACAUUUUGGCCUUCUGCUCCUCCGAGUACAAUUUUGCCCCUUUUUUCCGUGGCAGACACCCCGCCAGUCGAGCAUCAGACGCGGCCGUGAGGUGACACGACAUCCCGGUGCUGCAUUUGGCUCAGUAGGCCUCGCCGGUUGUUGUUGUUGUUUGUUGUUGUUUGUUUGUCGUCUUCUUCUUCUCGGUGCGAGGCUAACAUGCAAGCUAACGGGGACGAGCCGUGCAGGAACGGAACCCAGAACGGAGAACCCGCAGCGGCUCGUGCCAACGGACUGUCGGUCAGCAACAACAACAACAACAACGGCAGCGGCAACAACAACAACAACAACAAGACAACAACAACAACACCCGCAGACAGCAAAUGUUUUGUCAAGAAGAAGAAGUGCUUGUCUCAGUGCGAAGAUGACGUCAUCAGACUCAUCGGACAACAUUUACACGAUUUAGGACUCAAUCAGACGGUGGACCUCCUGAUGCAAGAGUCUGGCUGCAGGCUGGAACAUCCGUCCGCCACCAAGUUUCGCAACCAUGUGAUUGAAGGAGAAUGGGACAAGGCUGAGAGUGACCUCAAUGAGCUCAAGGCACUGAUGCAUUCUCCUACUGCUAUUGUGCGCAUGAAGUUCCUGCUGCUGCAGCAGAAGUACUUGGAGUUCUUGGAAGAUGGCAAAGUCCUGGAGGCUCUGCAGGUCCUCAGGGCCGAACUCACUCCUCUCAAGUUCAACACCGAGCGCAUUCACGUGCUGAGCGGGUACCUGAUGUGCAGCCAUGCUGAGGACCUGCGAGGCAAGUCCGACUGGGAGGGCAAAGGUACCGCGUCCCGAAGCAAGCUGCUGGACAAACUCCAGACUUACCUGCCUCCGUCAGUCAUGCUGCCUCCACGCCGACUGCAGACUCUGCUCCAGCAGGCGGUGGAGCUGCAGAGGGAGCGCUGCUUGUACCACAACACCCAGCUGGACCUUGGACUGGACUCUGUGUCUCUGCUGCUGGACCACGGAUGCAGCCGGAAACAGUUCCCGUGUUACACUCAGCAAAUACUGACCGAACACUGCAACGAAGUCUGGUUCUGCAAGUUCUCCAACAACGGCACAAAACUGGCGACCGGUUCCAAAGACACAACCGUGAUUAUUUGGCACGUUGACCCGGAAAGCCGGCAGCUGAAGUUGAUGAAAACUCUGGAGGGUCACGCUUACGGCGUCUCCUACUUGGCGUGGAGCCCCGAUGAUUCCUACCUGCUAGCCUGUGGUCCGGACGACUGCUCGGAGCUGUGGCUGUGGAAUGUCCAGACGGGGGAGUUACGCACCAAGAUGAGUCAGUCACACGAAGACAGUCUCACCAGUGUGGCGUGGAAUCCAGAUGGCAAGCGCUUCAUCACGGGUGGGCAGAGAGGCCAGUUCUACCAGUGUGACUUGGACGGGAACCUGCUGGACUCCUGGGAAGGCGUGCGGGUGCAGUGCUUGUGGUGUUUGAGCGACGAGCGCAGUGUCCUGGCGUCCGACACGCACCAGCGCAUACGUGGAUACAACUUUGAAGACCUGACCGACAGGAACAUAGUCCAGGAAGAUCAUCCCAUCAUGUCCUUCACCGUCUCCAAGGAUGGACGACUUGCUCUGCUUAAUGUGGCCACUCAGGGCGUGCACCUGUGGGACCUGCAGGACCGGGUGCUGGUGAGGAAGUACCAGGGAGUGACCCAAGGCUUCUACACCAUCCACUCCUGCUUCGGAGGCCACAAUGAAGACUUCAUCGCUAGCGGCAGUGAAGACCACAAGGUCUACAUCUGGCACCGCCGCAGUGAGCUGCCCAUCGCCGAGCUGAGCGGGCACAGUCGCACGGUCAACUGUGUCACCUGGAACCCCGUCCUGCCCGGACUGCUGGCCAGCGCCUCCGAUGACGGCACCGUCAGAGUCUGGGGCCCCGCCCCUUUUUUGGAGGUCCAGGAGGCAGAGGGACUCAAUGAUUGUUGCGUCAUGGACAGCUGAUCAGUGUUGUCAUGUUUGUUUACGUUGCCGUGACGAUGCCCAGACUCUGUUGACACUGCAAUGGCAGAAGCUCUGCUGAUUGGAUGGCCGCUUCCUGGAGGCGGGACCAGCACCUUCAGGAUGUCACAGCGAUGCUGACCUGGAUCGCAUUAAUGGCGCUCACACUCUGACGUCCGCCUCCUGAUUGGCUCGUCACGUAGGACCACCUAUUUAUUACCACACACACACCCUUUAUUUACUCUGUGUGUGUGCGUGUGUGUGUGUGUGUGUGUGUGUGUGUGUGUGUGUGUGUGUGUGUAAAACAUCGUCUGUUUAACAGAAGAGACUUCAUGUUUUCACUUUCUAGUAUUUCUAACGCAGGAUCGCACAAAAUGACGUGUUUGAUGGUGUCAUUGCACCUUUUCUGUCUCCUGGUGUGGGUUCCUACACUCCUCCUUGUAGGCUUCAUCUGCUUGUGACGUGUAUCUAUUUAUACACAUACACAAGUAUAUAUAUAUACACACACACACACAUAUAUAUAUAUAUAUAUAU